Messenger RNA from Nylanderia fulva, 781 nucleotides. Its product is annotated as zinc finger HIT domain-containing protein 3. Gene Ontology annotation, molecular function: protein binding. NCBI's taxonomy places the organism in Eukaryota, Metazoa, Arthropoda, Insecta, Hymenoptera, Formicidae. The record is from RefSeq and is a predicted model, not a curated record.
CAUUUUAUAUGUCUAUGACGCGAGUCGUGUGCUCACAUGAUGUAAACAAAUCUGUAACACUUGUGCGCUUUGAAAAUUAGUCUAUUUAUAACAGUCAUUAAGUCAUGACAAAUAAGAAAUGUUGUAUCUGUGAAAAGGAAGGUGCACCUUACAAAUGUCCGACAUGCAAAGAACCUUAUUGUUCUGUAAUGUGUUGCAAGGAGCAUAAAAAUCACAACUGCGAACCUCUCAAGUUACCUGAGAAAUCCGAAGAAGAACGUAAAUAUGAACGAGAAUAUAAGUUUCCAACAGAAGACACUGUACCUGUGGAAAAACUGCAACAGUUGCAGAAUAGCACAGAACUGAAAGAAUUCCUCAAACAUCCUGAUCUGCGUAAUGCUAUGAAGGCAGUUCUCAACAAUCCGAAUCCUACUGGUGCAAUAGCAUCAGCGAUGAAGUUACCUUUAUUUGUGGAGAUGGCUGAUGCGUGUUUAAAGAUUGUGGAACCGCCAGAUGAUGAUAAACCAUGCUGAGUAAGUUCUACAUAUUAUUAUGAGUGAGACUGUGAGUUUCUAUUAAAAGGACGUACUACUUCUUCGAUCUGUAAAUAUAUUUUCAUACUGUGAAUUGUAUAAAAACGUUGAGAUGAUUCUGCUUUUCAUUUAAAAUAUAUAUAAUAAGAGUACACAAAGUUCUAUAUGUAUAUAAAAGUUUAUAGAUUCUAAAUCUAGAUAAUCAGGCAAUGAUAUCAAUUUUUUGUUUUUCAAACAAAUGUUAGACAAAUAAAGUAUUUAUCGUGAAA